AUCUCCCAUGAUGCAGCACGAGAUGAGUCUCCUUCAAACAUCCAAAAUGGCAAAGGUAACAAGAAUUAUGGAGAUAUGGAGGAACUUUCUUGUCGGACGUACUCUCAUAGUUCCUCACCGAUAUGCUGACAAAAUGGUCAAAAGGACUCAGCCAGAUCCAGACUUGCCUGAUGGACCAGCACACAAAUUGAGUGCAAAUUAUUAUUACGACAGGGAUCUUCGUAGGCAAGCUGCUCCACCUAAAGUAGUCUACAGCCAGCAAAAGCUAAUUGAAACCAAAGAGGAAGAUAGGAACCUGGAACAUAGUAUACCAACAGCAAAGUUACCUGGACACGCUUAUCUUCCUUAGUAAAGAUAAAAAACUUUUAAUAUACAGUACAAGUUUUUUCUAUAAUGGAUAAUCACAGGACUAAUUUAGGAAAACUUGAGUUUCGCCAAUUUCCUAAAAUUACUGUACUAUCUUGUGUUUCAAUGUUUCCAAUGUACAUAUUGACAUUAAAAAUCAUCAUUAACUCUUAA
Molecule: messenger RNA, 519 nt
Organism: Actinia tenebrosa (Australian red waratah sea anemone)
Lineage: Eukaryota; Metazoa; Cnidaria; Anthozoa; Actiniaria; Actiniidae
Product: NADH dehydrogenase [ubiquinone] 1 alpha subcomplex subunit 7
Biological process (GO): ATP synthesis coupled electron transport; mitochondrial electron transport, NADH to ubiquinone
Cellular component (GO): mitochondrial inner membrane; respiratory chain complex I
Source: RefSeq, a predicted model, not a curated record